This is a messenger RNA of Polychytrium aggregatum, 999 nucleotides long. RefSeq names its product galactosyl transferase GMA12/MNN10 family-domain-containing protein. Gene Ontology annotation, molecular function: glycosyltransferase activity. Bases 1 to 999 code for a protein of 332 amino acids. The transcript has 3 exons. Gene Ontology annotation, biological process: protein N-linked glycosylation. The record is from RefSeq and is a predicted model, not a curated record. Gene Ontology annotation, cellular component: Golgi membrane. NCBI's taxonomy places the organism in Eukaryota, Fungi, Chytridiomycota, Chytridiomycetes, Polychytriales.
AUGGUGGUCGUGACCCUGCUCGCGCUUCGAUACGAAGGCAUCCGGCUGGCACAGUUGGCAACGUCCCGGGUCGCAAACUCGUGCACCGGGGACUCGCCGUCUCCGUGGCAGCCGCCUGCUCGCUCGUUUGCAGACGGCAGCGGUAGCUCUCCGCCGCGGAUCGCCCUGCUGGUAUCCUAUUCAGGCGAUAUCCGCAAUUACGCUCUCCAGAAGCAUCCAAGAAUGUAUGUCGAGUCCGUCCAGAUGAAGCGCGAAUACGCCCGGAAGCACGGAUACGCCCUCUUCCUCGACGGCGUCAUCGACAAGAGCCGCCCUCAUUGGGGGCGAGUUGGCACUGCGUACACCAUCAUGAACACCAUGCCGUCCAUUGAGUGGAUCCUGUACAUGGAUGUCGACACUAUGAUCAUGGAACCCGAGCUGAGUCUCGAAGACCUCAUCCUGGCGCCGUAUAUGCGAGGCGCCAACGGCUCCGAACCCGUCACGAUCCGGUCGACUCCGCCCCGGCCAUACCAAGACAUUGACUUUAUCGGCAAGCAAGACUGCGAGGGUCGGCCACUCAACAACGGCGUUUACUUUAUGCGCAACUCCGAAUGGACUAUCCAAGUUCUGGGAAAAAUCUUCAACGAUCGAACCGACUACAACGCGACCGUGCACCGCCCGGGCGUCCAGGACGCCAUGACCAACGUCCUGACCGGUCUGCCCUGGGCCGAGCAGCGACACUUUUUCGUCAGCCCGCCCGAUGCGAGCUUCAACCGGUUCGCCACGGACUCGUGCCCUUGGGACGAAUUCCGCUCUCGCCACUUCUUCCGGGACGGCGAGUUUCUGCUUCAUUUUGCGGGCAGCGCCUCGCGCGACACCGCCUGGGGCACAUUCGCCCGCAAAGUCUACGAGCGAUACCCCGAUCUCCUCCAUCGAGUCGUCGCGGGGCUGCGGACAGAGUGGACUGGAGAUGCAGAAUGGCUCGUCGGUCUGGAAAUGAUGCUGGACGCGUCCGUCUGA